CUGAACGUUGCAAUACCUGGGUUUUUCGAGGGCUACCCAAUGGGACGCGCCACAGUUCAACGUAUUCACGGGACCUUCGGAACCGCGAAGAUGGAGCUUUCACCCGGAUUGCUUUGAAGAAGCAAGAUUUGUUUUUCAUAUUUAUUUUUAAUAUCGCGCAACUUCAAUGGCGCCAUAAAGAGAGCGGUUCUACACAUUGCGGGGGACCACGCAACAAAGUGGUGUCCGCCGAGCGGUUUUCCAGCGGCGGCCCCAAUGCGAGCUCUGCGCUCUGGGCCGCAGCCAUGCAGCCUUCUUCGUCCAGCACCCUGGGUUCCAUUGCGAGCGUACUACCCACCUUGGAGGCAGCGGCCAACAACACCACCGGGAUCGGUCAGGACGGCCAGGUGUCCUCCGGCCAGCUGGACAGUUGGGACCUGUCCUGCCGCUACAUCAUCGGCACCUUCCUCUCACUCAUCAUCCUGACGGCCAUCACCGGCAACAUUCUUGUCUGCCUGGCCAUCUACACGGAUCGCCGGCUCCGCAAGCUGGGCAACCUCUUCCUCGUUUCUCUGGCCGUGGCCGACUUGUUUGUGUCCUCACUGGUGAUGACGUUCGCGGUGGUUAACGACCUCAUGGGAUACUGGGCGUUCGGCCCCCAGUUCUGCGACAUCUGGAUUGCCUUCGAUGUGAUGUGCAGCACGGCGUCCAUUCUGAACUUGUGCGCCAUCAGCAUGGACCGUUUUCUGCACAUCAAGGACCCGCUGGGCUACGGCCGCUGGAUGACCAAGCGUGCCGUGCUGGGCACCAUCUGUGCCAUCUGGAUGUUGUCAGCGUUGAUGUCGUUUCUGCCCAUCUCGCUGGGCUGGCACCGGCCGUAUCCGGACUCACUGCUUCUGGUCAACGGACUCACAAUGUGUGCGCUGGACUUGACGCCGGAGUACGCGGUCACAUCGUCUCUCAUUAGCUUCUACAUGCCCUGCGUGGUCAUGGUGGCGUUGUACACGCGGCUCUACCUGUACGCGCGCAAGCACGUGCAGAACAUCCGCGCCGUCACCAAGCCCAUGAACCACAAAGACAUGAGCCCCACCAAGUUCCGCAGCAUGGGACAGUCCUCGCUGCACGUGAUGGACCACAAAGCCGCCAUCACGCUCGGAAUCAUCGUGGGCGUGUUCCUCUGCUGCUGGGUGCCCUUCUUCUGCGCCAACAUUGUGGCCGCCUUCUGCAAGACCUGCAUCUCCGAAGAUUGCUUCAAGUUUCUCACCUGGCUGGGCUACCUCAACUCGGCGCUCAACCCAAUCAUCUACAGCAUCUUCAACACGGAGUUUAGGGACGCCUUCCGCAGGGUCAUCACGGCUCACGCAUGCUGCAAGGCGCUCGCCGAGAGGGCGAGGGCACCCAGCGACCUCUCCUAUCGCACCAAGAGAAGCACCAUUUGCGAGACGCCCAGGGCGAACAGUGUGGCCAAUUCCGCGGGAUGCCGAAGCAACAACAACACUGCCGAACGCAUUUCUCUCCGCGCCGAAGUCGACACCCGGGUCGAGAUCAGCGUGAAGAGCGUGGGCGAGAUCUCGGCCAUAUAGCAGCGAGUGUACUGCGGGGACACCGUCUUGACAACCACAACAACGUGAGGACACAGCGCCCGUGGCUUGCUCCCUCCAGGUUCCGGAGCCAGGCUGGCUGUUUCCCGUCGCGUGGGAGUUCUCCCUAUGGAUGAACUGUAGGGCAGAUACUCCGUAGCGUUAUGCCGCACACUACUUAGGAGCCCAGGCACGCUCGCCGCACCCCCUUAAUUUAUUACCCACUGCACCUGGCUGCAAUGACGACCGGGUCUACCUGCGACACUACCUCAGCCUGCGGUCUUCCAAGCUGCUGAACGCGGACACGGACGGAAGCGUCCGUCGCGUGCGCUAGGAGGCGCUCUGUCGCCGGUUAGAGACCGGGUCAGCGUGAAACCCGACAAUCGGUCACAUUUACACAACCACAUGAGCAUCUACAAGCGGAGGCUGGUCCAUGAACAGUCGGCUGUCGUUGUCGUUUUCCUGUGUGUGGAUGUGAGGUUUUCUCCAAGCCGACUCUGCAAACGGUCCCAAAGUUGUGUCUCCCCGUCGCUGCCACGAUGCCCUCGACAGUGACCGAACGCCUUGUCGUGCCCACGAGCAUCACGUCGUAUACUGUGUUGUGUGUUGUGUCCGCAGCGGGGAUAUGUCUCGCUCCCUCCCCUUCUUUGUAGCUUUUAGUCCGCGACCUAACGUCAAAGUGGCCUCUUUGGGGGUCCGUCGUCUCACGCUAACGUUUCGCGCGUGCUCACUCCGUGGCAGGUCAGAAGAAAGAAGAAAGACGAAGAAGAGAGCAAAUAAAUUCUCCUUGAAAACGUGAGGGACAAGACACAACCUGUAGAUGGUAAUCUCAACUGGACAAGUGCCGUAUUUUUCGGUUGAAUAAACGGAUUUCCUGUUUUGUUAACGCCGUU
Messenger RNA from Ixodes scapularis (black-legged tick), 2452 nucleotides. Its product is annotated as dopamine receptor 1. Gene Ontology annotation, molecular function: G protein-coupled receptor activity. Gene Ontology annotation, cellular component: membrane. The transcript has 3 exons. The record is from RefSeq and is a predicted model, not a curated record. Lineage: Eukaryota; Metazoa; Arthropoda; Arachnida; Ixodida; Ixodidae. The coding region runs from base 285 to 1562 and encodes 425 amino acids. Gene Ontology annotation, biological process: adenylate cyclase-activating adrenergic receptor signaling pathway.